Candidula unifasciata is the source of this 1605-nucleotide messenger RNA. NCBI's taxonomy places the organism in Eukaryota, Metazoa, Mollusca, Gastropoda, Stylommatophora, Geomitridae. The record is from the annotation of a GenBank genome assembly.
AUGGCAACUGGAGACUUGAAGAACAAUAUGAAACAACUGCUGUCACAGCUGAAGGCUACCAAGUUCCCACAAGUGAUUGAUAUUGGGGAAUUGUUUUGCUGGAUGCCUCAUAUAAACAAUGUUGACUUAUAUUUUAUUCACAGCCUGGCAAGGGGGUCACCACAGGCAUACCUGGCCAUCUACCACUAUCUGUUCACGUCUUACAGCACAGAACUAAACAGUGAUAUCGCCAGUUCUAAUAAUGAACUCUAUGGCAAGUCUGAUAUGAGAUUUAUGGAGGCUGUCUAUAAAAACAGUUCUUUUCACCUGGCUUUCGCAGAGCGUAAGGUCAUCAUGGCAACUGACAUCCUAAGGCUGGUGUAUAGGAGGUACGAUCCACCGAAAAGCUCAUCUUUCAGAGUAGCAGCUGCAAGGGAGGAAACAAAUAUGUCUCCAAGAGAAAAGGUUCAUCAAGAACCAGUGGAUGGUUCAAACUUUUUUUGUGUUAUCUUAGAACGGCCUCGCAAAAUUGCCAGCAAAUCAUCACCAGACAUGGCAGGAGCUAUUGUAUUGCCCAAGAGACCAUCGUCAGCAGGUUUUAAAAUUCCCAAAUCGUCAUUUCCAGCUCACCAAGUUUCUAAUGAAAGCCCACUUUUUGGAGCACCGUCCCUGCCAUUCAGGGGCCAUAAACAAAAACAGCUGUUUGUUUCCAAUGCAGUUCGACAAGAAUCGCCGGAUGCUCUUAUCAGACGCACAUUUAUUGAUCUGGUGUCACCAGCCCUUGUGAAAGUCAAUGACAAAAUUGACAAAUUACAGAUUAGUUUGAUGGAGCAGCUGAAUGUGACUUGUGAUCUCCCAUCACCAGCAGCUCUCACGUCAGAUCUAACAAAACAGAUGAGUGAUGUUGUUUUCAAGCUGGACACUUUAACAUCCAGAGUUUUCCUUAUUGAAAACCGGCUGAUAAUGAUUGAGUCCAAGUUGAAGGAUGAGGAGAAUAACAGAGGGAACUUGACUGAAAGCAAGAGUUGCCACAGUUCUAAAAUAGCUGCAGCCGAUUCCACACACCUUGAAGACUCAGCCAGAGGUGACCGAAAUAACAACAGUAUGGCUAGCAAGGAGAAAGAAAUGUCAGAGCGAAGGAAAGACAACAACAAGAUAGACAGAGAGACUACAAUUUCCAGUUGUGUUAAUAGCAGUGAUGAUGAGGGUAAUGCUGAAGAUUUGAAAGUUGUUGUUAUUCGAGAAGACACAAAACAGCCACAAAUAAAGCCCUCAAAGAUGGCAUUCAUCAAGACACUGGUCAGCAAAAAUGAUUUAGAAGAUACACUUGUGAGUGAUGCAAGCUAUUUGGAAACAUCAGUCAAUAAGAAUUACCAGCAAGCAGAACCAGCUUCUUCAAACAUAAUCAAAAACCUUAAACAGCCGUUUGAAGAUAUGGUCUCUCCAAUAAAGUCAUACAAGCAAGAUGAGUCUGUGAUGAACCUCCAGUAUACAGCGGAUGAUAGUGUCAAUAUGGAUGGCCGUAGGUCCAGCACUCCGUCAAACUUUAUGUUAGAUGACUCCACGAUGGACCGUGUCAGUCGGAUACACCAGAUGAUGACUGAAACUAAACAGCUUCUUCACUAA